Phytomonas sp. EM1 is the source of this 749-nucleotide messenger RNA. NCBI's taxonomy places the organism in Eukaryota, Euglenozoa, Kinetoplastea, Trypanosomatida, Trypanosomatidae. The record is from the annotation of a GenBank genome assembly.
GGUAUCAAAGUAUAAAUAGGCAAGGGGGAAACAUCCCAACCAUCAAUAGAUCAUAGAUAUACGCGGUCGCGUCGCUCCUGAAAUCGGAAAGUAUUAAUGAUAAAAAGUUACUUUGAUAUUGGGUUGAUAAGCGCUAAUGAGGAAUUGGUACCGGUUACCUUCAGCGUUCCUUCCUUUACGCUCGCGAAGGAUGUGAUCGUGCGAAACGCCGAGGGCGAGCGCAGCGCGGCGGUAGCGGCUGGCGAUACCGCCGUACUGCCGCUCUGGGUGGCCUACCCACUUCGCCAGCAGGGUUUUAUUUCGGUGCAAUUGGGGAAUAAAUACUCUCUAAGUACGUUUCGAGAGUUUAAAACGGAUCCCCUGGCGCCGAGCUUAGCGGCGAAGUCUCCGUAUUUCUACGAGUCUGGCUUGACGCUUUGCGCGCUGCUGGGGAAUCCGACCUCAAAUGGCGGUAUGAGCGCGGAAGGAACCCGUCUGGCUGCGCAGCUGUUUCGACUAUAUCAGCUUCGCUACCUAAAAGUCAUUCUUGCCGCCGCCAAGAAGGGAUUUGAUUUGAACGAUGUGCGGGAGAAGCUUACGGAGAGUGAACGGGUGCUUCUCGAUUCUUAUCUUAAAGGGCGUUUGGAGGAACUUAUGUGGUAUGCAAGUGCAGUGUGAGGAAGUGCCUAGAUCAUCCGUAUAGGGCACUUGCAAAAUGCAGACCAAGGAUGGCUUAUAGGUAUGGAAACACGCAAAUACGGUUUCCCACA